Messenger RNA from Heterobasidion irregulare TC 32-1, 891 nucleotides. RefSeq lists its product as uncharacterized. The record is from RefSeq and is a predicted model, not a curated record. Lineage: Eukaryota; Fungi; Basidiomycota; Agaricomycetes; Russulales; Bondarzewiaceae. The transcript is spliced from 2 exons. The annotation marks the transcript as partial. Gene Ontology annotation, molecular function: ATP binding; protein serine/threonine kinase activity. Gene Ontology annotation, biological process: protein phosphorylation; intracellular signal transduction.
AACCUCCAAGGUCGUUUCAUCGACAACGACUCCCUCAUGCUGCUCGAUAUGGUAGGCUCUGGAGCCUACGGCGCUGUCUAUCGUGCUAUCGAGACACGUUCGCCGACGCCGCGCGAGUUUGCGGUGAAGGUGCUCCUCCGCUACGACCCAGAGCAUCACAUCACCGAAUACCAGACGCACGAGGUCAACAUGCACUGGCGCGCCUCGUCGCACCCCAACGUCGUCACCCUCGACCGCGUUGUCAAAUGCGACGAGUACUUCAUAUUUGUGGUCAUGGACCUUUGCACAUCUGGCGACCUGCUCGAUGCGGUCACUAACCGCCAGGUAUAUUACCGCAACAAUGGGAACGUGAAGCGGGCCUUCACGCAGCUCAUCGACGCCCUGCAGUAUUGCCAUGAAAAGAGCAUAUACCACCGCGAUCUGAAGCCGGACAACGUCCUCUGCUCCCCUGACGGCUCGCAGGUUUACCUCACCGACUUUGGCCUCGCGACCUCCCACAACUGGGUUGACUGCUGGGGCACCGGGACGUCCACUUUUAUGAGUCCUCAGUGCUGUGGCCAAGACCCCUCUUCGCUCAAGUUUGACGCCCGCCUCGCGGACAUCUGGGCGCUCGGCAUCAUCCUUGUAAACAUGCUCACGAGCCACACACCCUGGGAGGCGCCCACGUUCGACGACCCCAGCUUCUCGAAGUUCCUCGUCGACCCGGAGUACCUCGUCAAGAUCCUCCCCAUCUCGCGCGAGGCGAACGGCCUCGUGCGCCGCAUCCUCACCUUCCAACCGCACCUGCGCAUUUCGCUCAUGGAGCUCCGCCGCGAGGUCGGCCGCAUCAGAACCUUCUUCAUGACCGACGCGGAGCUCGCCAAGGCGCCCAUGAACGCGCGCAUGGCUGCG